Molecule: messenger RNA, 2890 nt
Organism: Magallana angulata
Lineage: Eukaryota; Metazoa; Mollusca; Bivalvia; Ostreida; Ostreidae
Product: receptor-type tyrosine-protein phosphatase S-like
Exons: 18
Coding region: 3-2075 (690 amino acids)
Biological process (GO): protein dephosphorylation
Molecular function (GO): protein tyrosine phosphatase activity
Source: RefSeq, a predicted model, not a curated record
CCAUGGAAAACACUGGUACCGAUGACGGCGUACAAACUGCAUAUAUAGUCGGGGGAAGCCUUGGUGUUGUUGUCGUUGCUGUUAUCAUCGUUGUCGGAUUAAUCAUAUACAUGCGAACCCAAAGUGCCUCUCGAAACCAGCUGGAAUCUUCAAAUAAGAACAAUUCUAACACCGUGACAAUCAAUAAUAUAUCUGAGUCAAACUUGACAAACAUUUACCAGAAUAUUAAUGUAGAAAAUAGCAAGGCUGUGAAACGUAUUAGAAAAUCACCAGCUACAAGGGAACUAAGUAGAGAAUCAAGAGAUGACGAUGUUGACAUUGAUGAAAAAAUUCACAACGAAAACCCUUACGGAGAUGUGUAUGCUAACCAAAAACAAAUACCUGAUAUCUUGAUAAAAGAUUUGGAGAAGGAAAUACAUGAAAAAUCGAAGAAAGAAAACGAUGGUUUUAAAAAGGAAUACGCGACACUUUUAUACGGGGAAAGACACCCAUGCUAUGUUGGAAAACUUCCUGAAAACAUUACUAAAAACAGAUUCAAGACAACUUUUCCUUACGACCAUUCUAGAGUGAUUCUGGUGAACACACAUUCGGACUACAUCAACGCAAGCUUUAUCGAUGGUUUAAAAAAAGAAAAGGCAUACAUUGCAACACAAGGACCUAAACCGACCACAAUCUCCGACUUUUGGUCCAUGGUAUUACAGGAGAACAUUGGUCAAAUUGUAAUGUUAACAAAUUUGAAAGAAGGAACAAAGUUAAAAAGUGCACAAUAUUGGCCAGAUUUACAUGAAACCAUUACUUGUGAGAGAACCACCUUACAUACCACUGAAGAACAACAGUAUGCUCAGUAUGUUGUUCGAAAAAUAAAAAUAUCACACGCAACGCUCAAUGACAGUAGAACAAUAAAUCAAUACCACUAUACUGCCUGGCCGGAUCACGGUACACCAGAGCCACUUUGCCUUUUACUUUUCCAUGAUCACGUGAUUAGAACAAAACCAGGAAGACAAAAUGGCCCAACAUUGGUUCAUUGCAGUGCUGGAAUAGGCAGAACCGGAACGUAUAUAGCAAUAGAUGUUCUGUUUGAGGCAGGCAAAACGGAGAAAAAAAUAAACAUUGCGGAAUACGUCAAGAAAAUGAGACAAAAUCGCAUGAAUAUGGUCCAGACUUUUGAACAAUACAAGACAAUAUUUUUGACUCUCAAUGAAAUGUUUAACGCACCAGCAGCUGUUCUUACUAAAACGGAAUAUCUACAAAAGUUACAAAAACAAAACAAAAAUAUGCUUGGAAAGGAAUUUCAGAGACUUCUGUCUGUCCGGCCUCACUACGCAGAAACCGACUACAAGAUGUCCUCACAUGUUCAUGGUGUUCGAUCGGCAAUUCGUCCUCUUGACAAAUACAUCAUUUACCUGACAUCGAAUGUUCCAAAACGUGGAAGCUACAUUAAUGCCAUCGUUGUACCAUCUUUCAUUAAUCAGAAUGCAUUUAUAAUCACCCAUUUCCCGGCACCAGGGGACACUGUGGACUUCCUUCGACUGAUCACUGACCAUGACUGUGAACUAGUUGUUAGCACAGAACCUCUGCAUGAAGUUGAAUCGACAAAUCAAUGGUUGCCAACCUCGACUACAUCAAAAGCUGUUUCUCCAUUUACAAUUCACUUACAGCAAGAUCACAAAUCGGAGAUAAAGAGUUGUACAAUUGAUAUUGCUCAAAAUGAAAAAAGCAACGAGACCUGGUCGGUCAACGUAAUACAGCCUUCCUCUGUAUUGACAUUGGAUAAUUCACAGACAAUUUCUCAGAUUCUAGGUUUGGUGUCGUUUACACAAAAUAUUAAAACCAACAAUCCCAUUGUCGUCGUCAGCCGUGAUGGGGCUGCUUUUUGUGGCGUGUUCUGUGCUGUAUACAACCUGAUUCAACAGCUAACAAUGGACGAGGCGAUAGACGUGUUUUCUGUGGUCAGACUCCUACAAACAAGACGUCCUGAACUGUGCUCAUCCUUGGAAGAGUAUGGUAUGAUCCACGACACCUUGAAGAGUUUCAUACAGUCGCAAACUGGAGAAAAUGUGUACUAUAACCAGUAGUUUAACCAUGUAAAAUUAGAUUUCAAUAAUUUAAAGUGAUGUUGAUCAUGUUACGCAAAUAACAAAGGUGCUUAAUACAAACAACAAAGCAGCUUAAUACAAACAUAAAAAACAAUGUAAAAUAUUGAGAUAAAAGUUUACAAGUACUUAACGUUCACCAUCAAAAUAAUGUUACUGUAAAAUUAUGUUAUUAUAUGCAUGAGUUUGUUUCAUUUUUUUUUUAAUUUCUUUAGUCUUGUAUUGCUAAUAUGAACUUAUGUCAGUUAAUUUUAACAUUAGAUCAGAAUUAAAUUGUAUGUAUUUUAGUACUAAGCAAUGCCUUAUAAACAGUUUUAUAAAUAACAGCAUUUAAUAAAACAAGUGUUAUGCAUAAAUGGUUAUAUUUGUUAGAUUGCUUUAAGACAGAAAACAAAUUCCAUUCUAUAUGUGCCGGUAAAAAUCUAUAUAAGAGGUUGCAGACGUUUAAUUUAGCAUGUUAAUAUCGUAAUUAAGAUGUGAAUAUACACAUAUUAAAACAAACAACCUAACAAUAAAAAAAUAAUAUAAAGUUAACGAAAGAUGAAUUGCCUACAUUAACUAUUCAAACAUGAAUAAAAAUGUUUUAAAGAAUAUUCUAGCGAGUUAUAAAUAAGCAUAAGCAUAUCUAGCAAGUUUUAGUUUUUGAACCCGGUAAAUACAAGGAGGUAAGGUAGAUGAAAAUUGUUUUGAAUACCUUUACAUUCAUUCUUUAAGUAUUUAAGUGCAUAUUUAACUAUCGGUAUAUAUCUAUAAGGCCAUUUUGGAUAUAUUUGGAAAUAAUUACUGACAAAAUUUUU